CCGCAGAGAGCAGACUGCAGACGUUGAUAAGUAUGAUAUGUUAACGUUGUUCCAUAUAAUAUUCAUGAUUUUAAUAUCGAGUACCGAGUAUUGGCUAAUGGACGGUGGACCUAAUUUGCUGUAAAAUAUUGUGUUUUCAUCGUUUUUUUUGUUAUUCAUGUUAUGUAGAAACCCGUGAGUACUGGCUUGAACUAUAUGUAUAUGUUAAGUGUGUUAUUAACAUCAACGUGUAAUUAAUCGUUCUAAUAAUACUAGCAAUUAGAGCAUUUAAUGUGAACUGUGACAGUAUUUACAGCUGUAUCAAUAAUAAUUAUAAUAAUAUUAUUGGCCUCUCGAAUCACCACAGAAUCUAUGCACACACAAAUACUGUAGUCGUUUUUUUCAUAUUUUUUUAAUUCUGCAGUAGGUAGUAAUAAUAUCUAAAACAAAUAAACUUAUAUUUUAAAACCACAAAACGUUUAACUGCAAAUGCGUUAGAUAACGCUUUAUGUUAGAAACCAAUUUUCUUCUUGAUGUCAUCAUUCUCAAUCAGUUCUGGACGUCGCACAUUGUUCGGCACAAAAGAUAACUUAGUGGAUCCUAUACAGGAAUUUAAUUGGCACUGCUAUAAUAACUUUAAUACUCGACCAAAGGCCAAUAGUAUGUCGCAGUGCGACGUUACCGAAGGAGGCGUACCUCUUAACUCGCCUGCCUUUCUGUCUUGGCGGAAAUUACAAUUGAGCAGAGCUAAACUCAAAGCUUCCAGUAAAACAUCAGCGUUAUUAUCCGGUUUCGCCAUGGUCGCUAUGGUGGAAAUGCAAAUCAAUGACGAUUCUAAAGUGCCGGAAGGGAUGUUGGUAGCAUUUGCUGUAUGUACAACUCUGUUAGUCGCCGUACACAUGUUGGCUUUAAUGAUCAGCACGUGUAUUUUACCCAAUAUUGACGCUGUAUGCAAUCUCCAUUCGGUAAGUCUCGUCCACGAAGCUCCACACGAACGUCUCCACUGGUACAUUGAAACGGCAUGGGCGUUUUCAACACUUCUUGGGCUUCUUUUGUUCUUGGCUGAAAUAGCUAUACUAUGUUGGGUGAAAUUUUACGAUGUGUCCAAGUAUGCUGCAUGGUCUGCUGUGAUAAUGUUGAUUCCCGUUUUGGUGAUAUUCCUUGCAUUCGCCGUGCAUUUUUAUCAGUCGAUGGUCGCUCAUAAAUAUGAAGUGACUGUUAGCGGUAUUAGGCAAUUAGAACUGUUGAAAGAGCAAAUAGAAGCUGGUGAUUUGGAACGCACCAACGGGUUACUACAAAGUAUGCACAACACUCAAGUUGUUUGACGUUCUUCAGCAGUGUAGUGAUAAUGUAAAGAUCAUAACGUUUUGUAAUUACAAAGGUGCUUUUUUAUGCAUGACUUCCAUGUAUUCUGACAGAACAAAUAAUAAUGUACCGAUAUUUGGGUUUUUUUAAUUGUCGAACACUAUCAUAACAUUUUUUUUUAAAUAAAACCCUCAUUAUUUUAUCUCCUUGAAGUCAUCAGUAUCAAGAAUACUCACUCGUUUUUUUUUUUUGGUACUAUUGUUUUACCAAAAUUAUUUUUUAGAAAUACAAAACAAAAAUAUAAUAACCUUGUUUUUUAUUUAUUUUUACAUUGUUAAUAGAUUAUAAAUUAAUAUUGUUGUAAUUUUAUUCGUAAGCGAUUAUUACCGUUGUUCUCAAAUAAACUUUAUACAAACUUAAAUAGACAUUUUUUUUAGUAACUUCUUUAUACAUAAUUAUAAUUGUUAAUAAGCUAUUGCUUAUUAACAAUUUUUCAUGUCUUUAUAUUUUAUUAUAAUUAGUAAUUAUUAUUCUUUUUUAUAUUUACAAUAUUUUUCAAAUACGAGAUGAAAUGUUCAAAAUAAUUAGUAAUCAAAAUAGAAUACUACAACAAAAUAUGCCUAGUAAUUAUGUUAUAGUCUAUAUAAAUAUUUAUAUUGAUGUAUUAAUUAAGAUUUUAUACUUCCAACUUUCAAUCAGUCACACGGGGUAAAAAUUUACCCCAGUCACAUAACUAAGUUGUGUGACUGACGUAAAAAGUGUACCUAAGUCACACUUAAUUUAAUUUUGAUUGGAAACGACGUGACCGAUAGAAGGUUUAAAUAAUUUUUUUUUUUUAUAUAAUAUUAUUGUUUAUUUUGUAUAAAUACAUAAGUAACUACUAUAUCUAUAACUACAAUUUACCUAAAACUUACAUUUUUUUUCUUUUGUUUGGACACAAUAUGUAUUAGCUGUGAUAACAUUAUUGUACAUAAGGGCUAGCAAAAAUAUUUUAUAAAAACUGUAUAGUAAUUACCUUUUUUUUUCUUUAGUUCCUUAGAUAUUAAUUAGCAAUUUCAGUUGAUUAAAAACAAUGUUUACAAUGGUUUUGUUCUUCUAAGCAAGUCAAAAAAAAUAAUUCCAUUUGUAAUCGACAAUCGUCAAUGUUGUUUAAAAUACAGUAUAAAAAUAUUUGUCCAGUCAUAUCAUCGUUGUAUACCGCUAUGUUAAUUAAUAUACUUAAUUUGCUGAACAUUCCUAAAAGUUGUUUUAUUUGUUUGAGAAAUAACACAAUAAUAUUAUUAUAAGCUUAAAACGCUAUUGAUUAAGAAAAAAAUCAGCUUACAAAGAGUAUAAAUGUUGGUUCGUCUCCCGUUUAUUACAUUUUUUCUAUUUUUCGUUCCCAACGUAAUACUAAAUCUAAAUCCUGUUUAAGGGUUUAUAUAAAAGUAGAACUCAAAAUUGUCUUUCCACUCGGCCACGUGAUUUUUUUGGGCAUAUAUUAUUAAUAGUCAUUAUAGCAUCUCUUGUAUUCCUUAUUAGUUUCACUUUGGUGAAAAUAUCGGCUUCGGGCUUUCAAGUACCUAGCUGAUUUUUUUGCUUACUACUUUGCUUCUGUAUUUAGAUCACUAAUCCGAGGUCUCUAACUUAAUUCUCGAUAGUGUCAAAAUUUACCAGUUCUACAAUCUCAAUUGAGGUUCAUGAAGCACUUAGUACUUAAUAAGUGUCGUGAUAUCCUUUAUGUACCUAUUAGCAAUAUUUUAAACAAGUCUCUUGGUAGAUGAUAAUGGUACUUUUUCAGCGGUUAGGAAAGUCAGUCGUGUUACUCCAAUAUUAAAUUUAAGAGAGCCUACACAUGUUUCUAAUUAUAGACCUAAUUAUUUAGUCUACCAUUUAUUGGUAAACUUUUUGAGUAUAUGUUAGUUCUUAAGCGAAUUGAGCGUGUAUCUUGUCUACGCUUUCUGUUAACCAACAUGGCUUUAUUAUAUGUUGUUCCACAACUACAAAUGGUAUUGACUUUUCGGAAUUUGUUCGUGACGCUUAGAUAGAGCACAAGUUAUUAUUGUAUAUACAUUAUACAGAUUUUCCUUAGGCGUUUGAUACAGUAGAUCACGGCUCUCUGGUAUUUAUUGUUCUUCAUAAACUUGGUGUUGGUGAGCGUAUUUUACCGUGGCAGCGUUUGUAUCUUAUUAACAGGUGACAAUUUGUUAAUCUUCUCGAUGUGGCCUCUGUUCGGUUUGAAAUGAUAUCUGGUCCUGGUGUACCUCAAGGUGGUCAAUCGUCUUUUAUUGUUCAAUAUAUUUAUAAGCACUAUGUAUUUAUUGUGGUUAUUUCAUGCCGAAUAGUUCUUUUUAAUGAUGACGCAAAACAUUUUACACGUAUCUCAUUUCAGGAUGAAUGCACCGAGCUACAAAAAGCGAUUACAAGGUGUAGUGAUAUGGGGUUGCUCUUGCCCCUGAGAAUGUAAGGGUACUGUCCUCUUGCUCAGACUACAACAGAAUUUCCUUAUUAUUUGGAUGAUCUACCUCUGAAACGGUUUUUUUUUUAAGUCUUGAUGGAUCUUGGUAUUCUCUAGUUCAGUAAUAAAGUAUUAUUUUUAUGGUGAAGGGUAUGUACCGCCAUUUUCACCGCAACUUGAUUGUUUGUCAAAUAUAAUAUUAUAUUCCCCGUCUUGUUUAAUGGCAUUACACGCGCUAUUUCAAUAGUUAUUCAUUAGUCCGUUCUGUACUUAAGUAUAGAUCUAUGGCUUGGACUCCAACCCAGUAUGUGAAAUCGACGCUCCGCGUCUCAUUGAGCGUAUAAGUAUUCGAGCACCCUGUAUUUUUACCAGAUCACAAGAGAUCUUCUACAUUCGAACCUCUCGUUUGAGCCGUUCAAAUUCCUCGAGUAACGACCUUCGACCCUUUACUUAGGUCAAAACAUGUCAGAAAAUUGAAAAUAAUAAAUUAAUCUUAUAUUAAUUAUUACAUAAAUAUAUUAAAAUUAUAUAUUAUAUUACAAUAUGUUUUUAAUAUCUUGUGUCUUAAUUUUUUUUUUAAUCACUAUUAUUUAUGUGUUUUUGUUUUAUGUUAUCAGCUGC
Messenger RNA from Adelges cooleyi (spruce gall adelgid), 4342 nucleotides. It is a transcript of the gene Orai, whose product is annotated as calcium release-activated calcium channel protein 1. The transcript has 3 exons. The coding region runs from base 513 to 1304 and encodes 263 amino acids. The record is from RefSeq and is a predicted model, not a curated record. Gene Ontology annotation, biological process: store-operated calcium entry. Gene Ontology annotation, cellular component: membrane. Gene Ontology annotation, molecular function: store-operated calcium channel activity. NCBI's taxonomy places the organism in Eukaryota, Metazoa, Arthropoda, Insecta, Hemiptera, Adelgidae.